Cebus imitator (Panamanian white-faced capuchin) is the source of this 742-nucleotide messenger RNA. RefSeq names its product 40S ribosomal protein S5-like. Gene Ontology annotation, cellular component: cytosolic small ribosomal subunit; ribosome. The record is from RefSeq and is a predicted model, not a curated record. Bases 77 to 691 code for a protein of 204 amino acids. The transcript has a single exon. NCBI's taxonomy places the organism in Eukaryota, Metazoa, Chordata, Mammalia, Primates, Cebidae. Gene Ontology annotation, molecular function: rRNA binding; mRNA binding; structural constituent of ribosome. Gene Ontology annotation, biological process: ribosomal small subunit assembly; translation.
UAGUCAGUCUUCCUGUCUGUACAGAGCGGCGCGUGCUCCACGCGAGCGACGGACACGCUCCAGCUGUGCUCUCAGGAUGACCCAGUGGGAGACAGGAGCACCAGCGGCAGCAGAGACCCCUGACAGCAAGCUCUUUGGGAAGUGGUGCACCGAUGAUGUGCAGCUCAAUGACAUUUCCCUGCAGGAUAACAUUGCAGUGAAGGAGAAGUAUGCCAAGUACCUGCCUCACAGUGCAGGGCGGUAUGCCGCGAAACGCUUCUGCAAAGCUCAGUGCCCCAUCGUGGAGCGCGUCACUAGCUCCGUGACGAUGCAUGGCCGCAGCGAUGGCAAGAAGCUCACGACUGCGCGCAUCGUCAAGCAUGCCUUCGAUUUCAUCCACCUGCUCACAGGCGAGAACCCUCUGCAGCUCCUGGUGAACGCCGUCAUCAACACUGGUCCCCGGGAGGACUCCACGCUCAUGGGGCGAGCCGGGACUGUGAGACGACAGGUUGUGGACGUGUCCCCACUGCCCCGGGUGACUCAGGCCAACUGGCUGCUGGGCGCAGGCGUUCAUGAGGCUGCCUUCCGGAACAUCAAGACCAUUGCUGAGUGCCUGGCAGAUGAGCUCAUCAGUGCCGCCAAGGGCUCCUCCAACUCCUAUGCCAUCAAGAAGGAGGACGAGCUGGCGCGUGUGACCAAGUCCAACCACUGACUUUCCCAGCUGCUGCCCAAUAAACCUGUCUGCCCUUUGGGGCAGCCCCAC